CAAACAUCUUGACCUAAUCGUCAACUGUACAGACCCGUACAGCCGGCUAACGACGCUCAAGAAGCACCUCUGUCCAUCAGUAGGUGAGAUGAAUCACCAGCUACGUAGCCGUUACAGGGCUGUGUGCACAAGACCAAAGAAGGCAAAUUUAGACGCCUGGUUCAACGAAUGGGUGACAAUAACCAGACUCCUGACAGAGGCUAGAAUGCCGGAGAUUGACGGUAGUCAGUCACAAGAGGACUUCAUACUAUCGAUUAGGGGCCUUGACAGUUGGGCAGCGACACAGCUGCAGGAGCUAAUCUGGAAGGACCAGAGAGGGGAACAGUACGCGUCAACUGCAGACCUUGUGGCAGAAUUUCGGUCCUACUAUCGACGUACGCGCCUAAUUGAGUCAUCAAUUGGUACAUUAGCAAGAUUAGGGGUUGCAAUCAAACCAGACGGGCCAAUAAGCACAGGGGAAUCGAUACGACGCGUAAUAUGCCUCUGUGGAGACAACCACAGGUUCAAGGACUGUCUGUACGUCAAUCAAAGUCUACGACCACGGGAUUGGAGACCCAGUCACUCAGUACAGAAGAAGUUUGACGAGCUACGUCAACAGUCAGGGAAUCCAGUAUCAAAGGUCUUGAGGAUAGUAGAGUCUCAACUCAAGAAGGACGGCAAGCUGACAGACGAUGUCAAGAAACAGUCUGUGAUCAGCAUGGACGAUGGCCAGCCAGUCAGGAAUACAACACACUGCAACUUUAUACGGCUAUAGCCGAUUAGACCCAGCCACCGUUACUCACCAGGUGGAUAUUGGACUCAGGAUCAAACUGUCACGUCACCAACAAAAAGGGACCCAACUGGACUACAACAGAAAGAGGAGAGCCCACAGACUACGUCUACGCAGGCGGAGUGUUAGCCCAGAUAGAGAAGUGGGGUGAGGUUGUACUCAACGUCAAGAGUCCAACAGGACGGAGUCAGAUAAGGUUGACGUACGUGGCCUACAUACCUGGCUUCUUCACAAGUGUAGUAGGACUGUCACGCAGUGAACCUCUAGGAGUACACUUCGACUCAGGGCGUGACUGCCUGUAUCAAGAGAAGUGUUGCGG
Macroventuria anomochaeta is the source of this 1088-nucleotide messenger RNA. RefSeq lists its product as uncharacterized. The coding region runs from base 89 to 754 and encodes 221 amino acids. NCBI's taxonomy places the organism in Eukaryota, Fungi, Ascomycota, Dothideomycetes, Pleosporales, Didymellaceae. The transcript has a single exon. The record is from RefSeq and is a predicted model, not a curated record.